Molecule: messenger RNA, 3128 nt
Organism: Bombyx mori (domestic silkworm)
Lineage: Eukaryota; Metazoa; Arthropoda; Insecta; Lepidoptera; Bombycidae
Gene: kn
Product: transcription factor collier
Exons: 16
Biological process (GO): regulation of transcription by RNA polymerase II
Molecular function (GO): RNA polymerase II cis-regulatory region sequence-specific DNA binding; DNA-binding transcription factor activity, RNA polymerase II-specific
Source: RefSeq, a predicted model, not a curated record
CUUCUUUCCGGGGGUGUUCGUACGCUCUCGGGUGACACGGGGCGCUUGUCGUGGUCCGAGAUUCGGUCGGACGAGUUAAACGCGGCGGCGGGCGGGUACACGGGCUCGCCGUGGCCGCCGCUCGAGCUCGACCCCGUGGGAUGGGGUCGGAAACUAUAUCCAUCAGGAACGCCAAGAUCCUCAGGCGGACUGAUGUUCGGGCUCCACCACCAGGAGGCGGCUGGUGGUCUCCAUGCCCAACCUCGAGGACCCGUCACCUCUCUCAAAGAAGAACCGCUUACACGAGCAUGGAUGACUCCGAGUUCCUUAGUUGAUAAUACGAAUAGCGUGGGCGUUGGGCGUGCGCAUUUCGAGAAGCAACCGCCUAGCAACCUGCGCAAGAGCAACUUCUUCCAUUUCGUCGUAGCAUUGUACGAUCGCGCCGGGCAACCGGUCGAGAUUGAACGGACAGCGUUCAUAGGCUUCAUUGAAAAGGACCAGGAGCCUGAAGGUCAGAAAACAAAUAAUGGCAUACAAUAUAGACUGCAAUUACUUUACGCUAAUGGUAUUAGACAAGAACAGGAUAUUUUCGUCCGUCUCAUCGAUUCGGUAACGAAGCAGCCGAUUGUUUAUGAAGGUCAAGAUAAGAAUCCAGAAAUGUGCAGGGUUUUACUCACGCAUGAGGUCAUGUGCAGUCGCUGCUGUGAUAAGAAAAGUUGUGGUAACAGAAACGAAACACCUUCGGAUCCCGUCAUCAUAGACAGGUUUUUUCUCAAAUUCUUCUUGAAAUGCAAUCAGAAUUGUUUGAAGAACGCUGGCAAUCCGAGAGACAUGAGAAGAUUUCAAGUAGUAAUAUCAACGCAAGUGAUGGUGGACGGGCCGUUGCUAGCGAUAUCGGACAACAUGUUUGUCCACAACAACAGCAAGCACGGCCGCAGAGCGAAAAGGCUCGAUCCCACUGAAGGUACUGACGCCGCGCCCGAGACUCACUCUGGCUUAUACCCACCUUUGCCGGUCGCUACGCCGUGCAUCAAGGCCAUCUCGCCCAGCGAAGGCUGGACGUCAGGAGGUUCCACCGUGAUUAUAGUAGGAGACAACUUCUUCGACGGAUUGCAAGUCGUGUUCGGAACCAUGCUAGUCUGGAGUGAGUUAAUAACAUCACACGCGAUACGAGUCCAAACACCGCCAAGACACAUACCGGGGGUAGUUGAAGUGACAUUAUCAUACAAGAGCAAGCAAUUCUGUAAAGGAGCGCCCGGCAGAUUUGUUUAUGUUUCAGCACUCAACGAACCGACGAUAGAUUACGGAUUCCAGAGGCUACAGAAACUUAUACCGAGACAUCCCGGUGACCCGGAAAAACUGCCGAAGGAAAUCAUUCUAAAACGAGCGGCUGACUUAGCGGAAGCAUUGUAUUCGAUGCCAAGGAACAAUCAGCUUGGAUUAGGAGCGCCAAGGUCCCCUCCAGCCAGCAUGCCUUUCAACUCGUAUACUGGACAGUUGGCGGUUAGCGUGCAGGACACUGCGGCAUCGCAGUGGACCGAAGAAGAGUACGCGCGUAGUGGCGGCUCCGUUUCGCCGCGGUAUUGCUCCGCCGCGUCUACCCCGCACGCCGCGCCCGCGUCCUACCCUCAUCCACAGCACUACCCCGCACCUCCCACCUCGCUAUUCAAUACUACCUCACUGUCUCUCGGACCGUAUCACCCGGCCAACAUGAAUGGACAUUUAUCUUCUGACCAUCACUAUAACGCGUAUAAUACGAGAGAUAGCGGACAUUUUGAAAGGAACGCUUCUAAAGGCGCCGACUGUCCGGCAAACACUCAUUCGAAAUGCGCCGCGAAUGAUAUGAAAGGGCAUCAAAAUAAAGAGGAAAAGUCUAGAAGCGCCUUUGCGGUCGUGAGACAGAGCCCGCCGCGAGUUCCCAACGUACACCUACAGAGUUGGCACCAUCUCGCAGUUCAAUGAAUGGGCGGUCUCGUCUCGUCUCCGUUCAGUAUGAAUCCGUUUUCCUUACCGACCUGCAGUUCCCAGCAGUACGCUCAGACAGCUCCACUAGCGUCCAAGUAAACUUCGACAACUUCUUAAAAAGGUCCAACAAUGAGCAAUGGAAUGAAGGUAAAAGUAAAUAAACACGAUAUGAGUGUAAUUUUUUGUAAUUUAUUUUUGAACAUUUGAACAACACUAAACAUUUUUGAAAUUUACAAUUUAAAGUCAAAAAUGAGUAGAUUGAUACCCUGAAAAGGCUUUCUUUAAAAUAUUAUCAAGCUACAUAGCAAAAAUUUUAUUGAAUCGAAGUGAACAUUCAUGUUCUAAAAGCAGAUAAAAAUAUACCUUGUAGGUGGCUGUGUGGGUAAUGUAAAUACAAUUGUAAUAAUAUACAUAUAAUUGUGUAAAUAUAGUGUAUUUGACGGUGUAUAGAAUAUGAAUAAUAUCAAAAUGAUUCAAUGAAUGUUUGGUUCUAAAUUAUUUAAAUACAUUUUAGUAACUACCUAAUCUUGGAAAUGCUCAGGAGUUUGUAAAUUUUAAAUUACGUUUUUUUUUCCGUUUGUUUGUGUCGAUUUUGUUUUUGUAAAAUCUGUGAUAUAUUUAUCGUAAGAACUGUAAAUUAUUAACGUAACAAUAAUUGUAAAUUUGUCUAAUUUGUUUAAUAAGAUUACAUUUCGUACUUGGGAUAGUUCUACGUGCAUUAAAAAUUAUUUGAUCUUUAUAAAACAUAUUGCAGUUGAAAAACCUAUUACGUAUUUAAUAAUGUAGAUCUAUCCUGCGUGCAACAUUUUAAUAUAGAAAAGGCGAAUGGUAAAUUUGUUUCUCAAAUCGAAUCUGAAUUAUUCAAAUUACGCUUUAAUUUACGGGUUUGCCUUUUGUCUUUUAAAUAAGCGACCAUAUCUAGAAACAAAACAUAUCGAUACAAAAUAUUAUAUCUAAACUAUAAGUAAACAUCGGAUACUAUCAAAAUAAAUGUGUAUACGAAAUCCAUUUGGAGACGGCUUCGAUUCAGAGAAAUUCAUUUUUUUUUUUUCGUCGGUUAUCCAAAAAUAAUGGAAUAUGUAGUGACGUAUUAUAUAACUCGAAUUGUAUCGAUAAGAUGUAUAAAUUGUAAUCGUUCACGAAAGAAAUAUUAAGAAAUACGAAAUUAAACUACAUUAAUAAUU